Molecule: messenger RNA, 1677 nt
Organism: Cannabis sativa
Lineage: Eukaryota; Viridiplantae; Streptophyta; Magnoliopsida; Rosales; Cannabaceae
Product: peptide chain release factor APG3, chloroplastic
Exons: 14
Coding region: 138-1385 (415 amino acids)
Biological process (GO): plastid translation; chloroplast organization; thylakoid membrane organization
Cellular component (GO): chloroplast
Molecular function (GO): translation release factor activity, codon specific
Source: RefSeq, a predicted model, not a curated record
GACCCAUUAUUCAAACUUUAUCUCUUCCAAACACCACAUAAUCCUUCUCUCCCUGCAAAGCUCGUAUUUCUGGCUUCAACCUCUACACUGGCACGCAGAGCUUCGCUCCAUACCAAAUUCUGGCCUUAAUAUUGAUAAUGAGUAGCUUAACUACCACUUCAAUGGCGGCUCGGGUGCUUACCUUUCCACUACGAAACCGUUUUCGCGAACCCUCGAGAAAUCCUCUGGUGCUUAAACCUCCUCCUAGGCGUCGGAGAUUGAUUUGCAUGGCGGAGCCUUAUUUAAUUACGAAGCUGGAGUCGGCUGAGAAUACGUGGAAGGAAUUAUCGGUCAAGUUGGCUGACCCAGAUGUAGUCUCAAAUCCCAGUGAAUACCAAAAGCUAGCACAAUCUGUUUCAGAGCUCGAUGAGGUUGUGUCAACCUUUAGGAGAUUCAAGGAAUGCGAAAAAGAGUUAGAAGAAGCCAAAGGUAUGUUGUCAGCUCUAGCAAAAGAAGAAGGGACUGAUGAGGAUAUGGCGCAGAUGAUAGCUUCCGAAAUUGAUUCUUUGUCCAGUCAAAUAAAAGAACUCGAAGACAAUCUUAAGAUGCUACUUCUGCCAAGUGAUCCUCUAGAUGAAAGAAAUAUAUUGCUUGAAGUGAGGGCUGGUACUGGUGGUGAUGAGGCUGGAAUUUGGGCGGGUGAUCUUGUUCGUAUGUAUCAAAGGUACUGUGAGCGGAAUUCUUUGAAGUUUGCUCCAGUUUCAUGCUCUGAUGCUGAAAAAGGAGGCUUCAAAACUUAUGUGAUGGAAGUCAAAGGAAAACGUGUUUACAGCAAAUUAAAAUAUGAAUCUGGUGUUCAUCGGGUUCAACGUGUACCACAAACAGAGACACAAGGUCGUGUACACACAUCCACAGCGACAGUUGCAAUAAUGCCCGAGGUUGAUGAAGUCGAGGUGGUAAUUGACCCAAAGGAUAUUGAACUAACAACUGCAAGAUCAGGCGGUGCUGGAGGACAAAAUGUGAACAAGGUUGAGACAGCUGUGGAUCUUAUUCACAAACCAACCGGAAUUCGUAUAUUUUGUACUGAAGAAAGGAGUCAGCUUAAGAACAAGACUCGUGCUCUUCAAUUGCUACGAGCAAAAUUAUAUGAAAUAAAACUGAGGGAGCAGCAGGAAAAGCUAAGGAAUCAACGCAAAAUGCAGGUUGGUACCGGUGCUCGUUCAGAAAAGAUACGGACGUACAAUUAUAAGGACAAUAGAGUUACUGACCACCGGUUGAAGAUGAACUUUGAGCUCACCUCUUUUCUUGAUGGCGAUAUAGAGAAUUCAGUUCAGGCAUGUUCGGCCAUGGAGCAGAAGGAGCUCCUAGAAGAGCUUGCGCUAUCUGCGAUGGCCUCAGCAAGCUGAUAUAUUGAUGAAUCUACUUUCAGAUGAACGUUGAAUGAUGAGGCACCCAUAGAGGCACCUAUUUGGUGUUGUCUUACUUGACUAGCCAAGUAGGUCUUGUAGAAGCAUUGGAUUUGUAAAGAAAAAUAUCAUUAUAGGGUAGUUUUGUUCUUCUGAUUUUUGAUCUAUGUAUUUAUUUAUUAUUAGUAUUUUUUUUUUUUUUGUAAUUGUAUAACGAAUUUGAAAAUUUUGAAAGCCAAAAGACAACUAUUAUAGUUUAUGGAGAUAAAGUAUAAUCAUCCCAAAUAGAAAA